Molecule: messenger RNA, 2364 nt
Organism: Sparassis crispa
Lineage: Eukaryota; Fungi; Basidiomycota; Agaricomycetes; Polyporales; Sparassidaceae
Product: Polyadenylate-binding protein, cytoplasmic and nuclear
Exons: 10
Coding region: 1-2364 (787 amino acids)
Cellular component (GO): ribonucleoprotein complex; nucleus; cytosol
Molecular function (GO): poly(A) binding; mRNA 3'-UTR binding; poly(U) RNA binding
Source: RefSeq, a predicted model, not a curated record
AUGGCGGACUAUAACACCCCCCCGGAGCUCGCUGGCCAACAGCCGCAUCCAUACCUGCACGAACCGCUGCUGUACAUUACAGACCUGCCGGCGUAUGUUAGAGAUGAGGACUUGGCGGCUGUCUUACAACACUGCGCCCCGUUCAGACCACUCAUCCCUCGAGACGGCUCGAACAGACCGCUGUCGGGCACGAUCGAGUUCAAGUACAUGGAGAAAGCUGAAAAGGCACUCGCGACGCUACACUCACGUCCGAUCCCUGGCCUGCAGCCGCCUGUGUCCCUCAUGUUGUCGCCUUACCCGUCCACGACGCCACCGACGCCGCUCCCUCCUCCGUCCGCCUCACCGCGGCUGGUGAAGCAUCUGCCGUCGGGGUACACGGACUCGCAGCUGUACGACCUCUUCCGGCCGUUCGGCGCGCUCGCGUCCGUGCGCAUCCAAGCCGGGUUCGGGAAGGACACCGGGGUGGUGGAGUUCUGGAGAGAAGAAGAUGCGCGGGAGGCGGAGGAAGCGAUGCACUGCGCUGACGUGGAGGGCCAGAACAUCGCGGUACAGAUAUACCAGCCACGGCGGGCUGGUGCUACGAUCUCGGACUUCAGUCCCACUGCACCCGUGUUCGUGCCCACAGGGUCGGUGUUUCCGUACCCGACUCAGUACUCGCCGCCACGUUCUUCGCCGUUCCAGAGCCGACAAGCGGUGUUCCUUCACGGACCAGGACAGCAGGUGCAGCUGGCACCACUGUCGGGACCCGGAUCGACGAGUCACAGCGGACUGAUCGAUCCGUGCAAUUUGUUCAUUAAAAAUUUGGACACGUCGAUCGACUCAAACGGUCUGUUCACUCAUUUCCGACAGUUCGGUCAGAUCGUCAGCGCGAGGGUGAUGCGAAACGAGAAUGGCGAGAGUCGCGGAUUCGGCUUUGUCUCUUACCAAACACCUGAUCAAGCCGCGGCUGCUAUGCACUCAAUGAACGGUAUGGUGUUAGGGAUAAAACAGCUCGUGGUGCGACUGCACGAGCCGAAGCAGCUGCGGCAAGAGAAGUUGGCGCAGCGUUUUGCGGGGCACAACGGGCAUCCGAGAAGCAGCAGCGGUGCGACCAGUCCUACCGCGAGCGAAGCUGGGGAGAGCUAUGCGGGUUGGCCGAGUCCAAGCCGUCGCUCUGCGCCAUUGGGGUCGCCCAUGAUAGGCCAUAGCGAACGCACAGACAGGGCGCGGAGGAGCUCAGGCAGUUACUACCACGCGGCGUUGACGGGCACGCUGAACCUCCCCAUGCGCUACGACGACCUAUCAGCGCUGUCCCCCGUCGUGCGCAAGGAGGUUCUCUCGGGUGAUCUGAGCCGCCGCAUACGGAGCAUGGACAAUGUCCCUGCUGAAGAGCUUGAAGCGAUUGUGGAUACCAUUGUCAAUAUGUCGCUGAGUGACGUGGUGCUGGGCAUUCAAGACCCAACGAAAUUGGCCGAGCAAGUUGAGACCGCCAAGGCUGCACUUCAUGGGCCGUCUCCUGCAAAGUCACCAUCACCCUCACCCGCGGCUUCGCAAAAUUCUAGCUCGUUGGAUCCUACUGUGAACGCGACGGCAUCGGCCCCGGACCAUCCUUCGACGCCACUCUCGAUGCCAGCCACUUUGUCUACUCCCCCGCGGACGGAGUCACCUUCUGGCUCCGUCGCACCUACCUCAGAGAGGGACCGCAUGGCAGCGGCUGUCAGUAAACUGGAGUCUACACAAGCGGCGGAGCUCACCGAGCUAUUGAUGAGUCUCCCCAAGCGCGAGCGCGCCAUGUGCUUGUUCAACGUAGAGGUGUUGAGAGCUAAGAUUGCAGACGCGAAGCUGGUACUGGAGGUGGACGACGGGGAAGUGGUGCAGACUCCCGCGAAGACUGUUCCGGAGUUACCUGUCACGCCGCAGGCGAGGAAAAUAUCGACUUCUCUCACUGAGUCGCCUCAAACUCCUGACUUGUCAUCCCGUGGGCCGUCUGCAACUGCUUCUCCCACUCCAGCGACGCCUAACGCGCCGACCUCGAUGGUGCACACAAUUGCAUCUCUUGCACGCCUUCCUGCAUCGGAAAUCAUCAAGUUGGCUAACUCCUCAUCUGCCACUGGAUUGCCCCUACCAAAGGCAGAUCCACUCGUAGUUAAGGCCACGGAUGAGUUUAUUGACGGCUUGAUGGAUAAGACUAUCCAGUUUCGCAAGCAGCAAUUGGGUGAUAAGCUAUUCCGUGUGGUCAAGGCGUUUGGAAUCAAAGGAGCGCCCAAAAUUACGAUUACUCUACUUGAUCAAGAUGACCUGCGCUCUCUAGCACAUCUGAUGAAUAGCUAUCCGUCAGUCCUCAAGGAGAAAGCUCACCUCGUCCAGGCUGCAAAUGGCAAGUAA